Messenger RNA from Lingula anatina, 4054 nucleotides. RefSeq lists its product as uncharacterized. NCBI's taxonomy places the organism in Eukaryota, Metazoa, Brachiopoda, Lingulata, Lingulida, Lingulidae. Gene Ontology annotation, molecular function: phosphatase binding. The record is from RefSeq and is a predicted model, not a curated record.
AACUUAUCCUUUAAGGAGAUAAAUUAAAAUCAGUAUAGCAUGAAUUUGCCUUAUAUUAUCAUAGGACGCUUAUACUAAGCAAGAAAUUGUUAUUAUUUGACACUUCUUUGACUUUCCAGUUCGAUCCUAUCCCAAGAUUCCGUAGAACACCGGUUUGAAAGUGACGUCAUGUACAAACUGUGACCACUUGUAGAUUUCGGAACGGGGCAGAAAAUAUUUUGAAAAACUGAGAAUAACGGGACCAAAAACAGCUUUAAAUGCAUGAUACGAUUGAAACUAUGUCCUCAGUUCCAGAAUGGAAACAGGCACUGAUUGAAAAAAGGGAUAAACAUACCACGCAACAAAUUAGUCACCGUGACGAGAGAUCAACACAAAGUAAUCGGCCCCACCACGAAGAUAAAAUGCUUGUCGGACUGCCUGCCUGGAAACGGGAAAUCGUCGAAAAACGUCGACGACAAGCGAAAUCGGAGACAUAUUCAGAUAAUGAGAUAGACAGUGAGUUCAGCAGAAAUGGGUCUGAUCAUUCCUCGCAUCAUUCACACAGCAGUGAUCAAAGUGAUACUGGGUCAGAAAAAAAUGGAGGUCACUCAGCUGGAGCCACCACCCAUAACAAGCACGACAUCUGUGCUAAUGACGAUGUCAGGGAAAACGGAUUUGACGAGGAGACUCACAUAAUUCCCGUGAAAAGUAAUCCGUGGGUUGUGAAGGACCAGCAGGGUCGAUCCAGGAGGAGAAGUCGGGAGUUGAGGAUCGAUGUAAGUUGUGAGGAUGGGGUUACUGAGAUAGAGUAUGAAGGAGAUGGCGAGGUGGAGAACAGUAGUCCUGCUGAGUCGGAUCAUGAGGAGCCCUAUAGGCCUGGGUUUGUGAACAAACUGAGAGGGAAAUUUGCCUCUUUACUUUCACCCACAGCAAAUGCCUCCAAGCCUGUAUGGAACACAUCUAGUCUUGAGCGUGCACACUCACACGAGACAACACGCUUGCGUUCGAACAGUAACGAAAUGUCACCACGUGAUGUUGGUUUUAAACUGACAGCUAAGAAUAAGGCCCAAAGUGUGGACAACCUGGCUGGUUCCAGGCAUUUCAGUUCACCAGUGCACAUAAGUCCAAAACGUCAGCAAAGUGCCCCUCAGCAGCGGGAUACAGUCGAUGGCCAUCCUAAGCAAGAUUCUGUCAGUUGCGAUGAUUUCGAGUCACCAGAGCGCAUACGUAUUGGAAGUGGCACCUCAGCUGAUGUGCCUCUUAUUGUAAGCCCAAUGUCCUCAUACAGGGAGGACAUUAUCAUUAUAGAAGAACCCAGAGACAGAGAAAUUAUCCCAAAUGGUGACGUGGAGCCUUAUAGGAUACGAAGCAGUAGCCGAGAGGUCAUUGAAGAAGAGCUGCCUAAGCCUAACACCGUCCUUUCAGCACGGUCAAUGUUUGAGGACCCAAGUGCCCCUCCACCAGGGAAGUCGUAUAAUGAUACAUUAAAAAAGCGCAGAGCACCACAGCCACCAGGGGGAAACAAGCCGAAGGGUGCUACUUCCACACAGGAAGGAGAGCAAGUUAAAGUCAAGCCAAGUUCACAAGUAAGUGCUAACAAACCACUGGACAUGCCUUCAGGGAGACUAACCAAUGGAAAUAAAGCGCCCAGUACCAAGCGUCCUGCGCCUCAGCCUGACCAAUCGGGUGUGAAAACUGCCAGAGCUUCCAAACAACCUGCCCCAAAACACCCAGCACUGUCUUCUGUUGGGUCUGCACCCUCAAGGACAGAGUUCAUUCAACCAUCAGCCGUGACCAAACCAGCUUCAACCAAACCUGUGGUGUCUGUGGCACCAGCACCAAGACCUGUUGUCUCAGUGGCACCAGCACCCAGGCCUGUCGUAUCUGUGGCACCAGCUCCAAGAGCAAAGGUCAGUGAAGAUGUUCCGAGUAAAAUAGAAAAGGUGGCAGAGAAAGAAAAAACAGCAAUUGUGAAUCAACAACCAAAGGUUUCCAAGGAAAAGAGUAAGGCCAUAGAGUCCACAGCAUCAAGAGAACAGCAUGGGUUCUCAAAUCGUGUAUCGGAGAUAGUUGGCUCUAAAAAGCAACAGGGACCUACUUUUUCAAACCGCUUUUCUAAUAACCGUUUCCUGACCCCAGACGAGCCUGAAAGUCGGGUAGAGCAUACGGCAGACGGACGUGUCAUCAUCAGUGAUAAAGCGCUGGAAAGGAUCCGCAAAGCAGGAAAGUCCUGGUUUUUCUCUGCAGGGGACCCCAAAGUGGUGCCUGGUGGUGCCACACUGGUGCCAGUAGAGGCGAAAGCUAGGAAAGUCACGCCAAAACCUCUGGACUUGAAAAAGGUGGACGUUGUUCAGCCGCCAAGUAAUCAUUUUAUUCCUGAUAAAUCCAUAUUCGAUGCCCCAUCAGACAUAGACUAUACUGUCCUCACAGGAACAGCAAAAGUUAGUGAUGGUAGUAAAAACAAUGGGUAUCAUUCACAAACUCAAGUGGUCAACAGUGUGCCUGUCACAAACAUUGAUGAUGUUCCAAAUACCCCAGAAAAAUCAAGCACAGUGGAUAAGCAUGUUGCCACGGUGGUGAAGACAGUCAAGUACGAGUUUAUUGGUGCCAAUGUACAGUUAGAGAAAUCCAAUUUAUCCACCAAGAAGGAGAAAAAGCUGGCGGUCAGUUUCAGCAAUGACCAGCUGGCCAGCAUACACGAAUACCCCUCUGAAGACUGUAUGCUGAACAUGCUCCGUUCCCAAGGUGUCAAACUGGAUGUGGACGAUAUCCAAGACAGCCCUGACAUGGACAAUGAUGAGGACGAGGAAGAUGUGCUCACUAUGAGCAUUGAUAACAACAGUAACAAGGGCAGUAACAGUAGUUUGUCAUCUCUGCAAGGCCUUGGGAGUGGGGGUUCUGGUCUGUCUAGCUACAAGGGCCGUUUUCAGAUGGAUUACCAGUUUGGUAUGAACAUGUACCAGGAUGAACCAGUGGCUCCACCUAAACAAGAGGAGCCACAACCAGACCCCGAAGAUCUCUCAGUCAAACCUGCUGAUGAUGACUUUGCCUGGUCAGAAUCUGCAACAUCAGAUCUUCUAUUCUGAUUUACUUAUAUGAGUUAUUUUCUACACUGGAGCUAUGAUCAAACUGCAGUUGGAGUUGAUUGUAUGGUAAUAAUGCAGCAAAGAACCAAAAUGUUGAAUAAUCAGUGAACAUGAGUAAGGGGAACAUCAUUAAUCACAGUUAGAUGUGUUAUGAACAUUGUUUCUUGAAAUUGCCCUUGCUAUAAAAGAGACUGCUGCAGUAUUUCAUUCCAGCGCAUGGUCAGACAUAUACCAAGAACAGCAUUCGUUUACCUUGUUGCAUUUGCACAAAAAAAAAAAAAAUAUUGAACACCUUGGCUGCUGUGAUACAUAACCCAAGGUGGUGUGCAUCCAAGACGAGCUCAACGUGAAAUCUGAGAAUGAAAAAUGAGCUUAUUUGAUAACUGAUUAGUUCAAAGAAAUAAUGAUGCUUAAACAACACCACUCCUGCCUCCAAGGAUCAAUGCCAGACAUAGAUUCCUUGAUAGCAGAACCGUGGGUGGAAUCCAUGACGAAGUGUAUAUAGUUGAUUACAUAUACUUGAAAACAAGUGGAAGGUUAUCUAUUAUUUAUAUAUGUAUAGUUCACUUACAAAUGGACCCGGAUCACUGACAGUAUGCAUGGAUGGUGCUGUGAAGAUGUGUGGUGUUUCUACAAAAAUUGCACAAUCUGAGAAGCAUGAAGCCCUCAGCCGAUAUGGGAUGACAUUUGGGAAGUAUAGAAUAUAAGACAAAAGUUCCAAGUCUUUCAAACAUUCUGUGCCUGUGUUUGGUGAAUGCCUUUACAUGGUUGAAUUAACAGUAGAAGUUAGCUAAAUAAAGAGGGAUGUUUAUAGUUGAAAAGGAUAUAUAUCAUUAUUAUAAAAAUGCUGCCUUUCCCAAAUAGCAAAUGCCUGUUAGUCUCAAAAAAAAAUCAUAACCUCCAUGUUAAUAGAAUACUGCUAGUAUUAAAUGUAACAAGUGUUUGUACUGCUGAAUCCCUCGUUAGGAAUGUACAGAAUAAUCCAGAUU